AUGGAUCCGCCCAUGACCCCGACAGCUGGCGGUGCAGUCUCCCGACCGCCUCGUCCCUCACAUUCAUCAAGCCCAAAGAAACACCCACAGCGCAAGGAUUACCCACCUUCUGCUGAUAACAGCGCUAGCUACCGCCCAAUGGGCGAUCGAGCCCCAGGGGGCCCGACAUCCGUCUCCGAGGCUACCACCGAGACCCGCUUCGAUUCCCCCGCUGAUAAUGCUGGGAAAACCCCCAAGUCCUCUAAACGCAAGAAGAACCGCAAUCGCAAACGCCGCAACCGCCACCAGUCCUUCAUACCACCUGAUCGUGAGGGUUCUCAAGCUAGUCCCGGGCCGAACUCGGGUGCUGGAGACGAUUCGAUGGAGGCCGAUCGGCCAACUUCGAGGGACACUCAGUCGUUCUUCAAGCUGGGACGCAAUUCGAGCAAUACAAGUUUGGAAAGCGAAGCGCUUUUGGAUCACCGCGACCAGCCUUCUAUGCGGCCCCGUCGUGACAGUCGCCCCGGUUCUUCAUUGCGCCCCGGUUCCCUACUGAAUACGAUAUUCCGGUCGAACGAUGGACAAUCCCGCAAUACCCCAAGAGCAGGACGAAGUCGUCAGUAUCAAGACGAAGAGAGUGAGGAGGAGGAUGCGAAUGACCGAACGCCUUUGAUGCGAUUGACUUCCAACCAUACCUCCAACCAUAAUCGCUAUGGAACAGAUAACCGCCAGGGUAUCUUCGCCUCUCGUGCUCGCCAACCCUCCGUCCAAACCGUCUCCUCUGGUUGCUCACCCAGAGACAACCGCAGCCCGCUCUAUUCCCCUGCUCUUGACCGAGACUAUGAUGUCAACAAUCCGCCAUCCAUCCCCGGGUCCCCAAAAAUGGGCCCAGAGAUGGGCUAUGAGGAUGCGGUUGUGACUGGGGCUGAUUGGGAUUUCACGCUGGCGCGGUCCUUAGAAAACCGCAGGGACUCACUGAACAUUUUGAACGAUACCCUGAUUGAUAUGGAUGGCAACGGCGUACAUCCGCAUUCAGCACCAUCUUCUUCCCCCGGAUCGCCACUUCUCUCCCCGCAUCAGGAUAUGCGACGGAGGCGAACUGUGGCUCUUCCUGCUGCUGAGGAUGUCUGUUUCCCUACCGAGACAAUCUCAGAGAUUGGAGACGAGGGACCAAGGCAGAUGGGCAAUGAAGGUGGGGAGCGCCGAAGGCGCAGACACCGGCGAUGGCCCGAUCUUUCUGCCCUGGAAGAAUGGAGCCGCGAGGAGAAGGAGGGACGCAAUGGAGAUUUCGGAGCCAAGAAGAUCAGCGAACCGAUGCUUAUUGAAGGUCGGCUACGUCCCCAGUACAAAACUUGGAAACGCGAAGAAGAUGAGGCACCUUAUAGGUUCACUUACUUCAACGAGGAGUUCCCGAGCACUAUUCAUGCCCAGACCAUAUCUGAGCUUGUGCAGCCUGGCAGCAGUUUCCGGGAUCUAUUCAUACCUGAACCCCCAGAGCUGGAAGAUUCGUCGGAUGAUUCAGAUACAGAGGAUGAGACGUUCAUGGACAACCCAAACAACCACCCACAUCUUAACAGCAAACCAGCUCCCCAACCAGAGUCACAAGUUCCAGGGCAAUCCCAAGGCCAGGGCCACCAAACAAACGUCAAGCACGCCACGCCGGCUCCGAAUGUCUCGAUUCCUGCCGUACGCGAUACUACUGAUCUUAUGUCCGGCACCGUUCCCCCCGUCCGAGGACCCUCCCGUUUAUCUGUAAUCAGUGAGGGGCGACCCGACUCCAAUCGUGAGCUGUCGCCCGCACAAUCCAACAACCAUUUAGAUACAGCUUCUCGACCCAAACCGAAACGGUACGGACCGCGACCCACCUUCUGGCUUGACGUCCUCUCUCCAACAGACGCAGAAAUGCGUACCAUUGCCAAAGCAUUUGGCAUCCACGCUCUGACAGCAGAGGAUAUCAUGAUGCAAGAAGCUCGAGAAAAAGUGGAGUUGUUCCGAAGCUACUAUUUCGUCCACUACCGCACGUUCGAACAGGACACCAACAGCGAGGAUUACCUCGAGCCUGUGAACAUGUACGUGGUUGUAUUCCGAGAAGGUGUAAUCUCCUUCCAUUUCUCUCAAACACCCCACCCGGCCAAUGUGCGGCGUCGCAUUCGCCAACUGAUGGAUUAUCUGAUUUUGAGCUCGGAUUGGAUCUCGUAUGCCUUGAUUGACGACAUCACUGAUGUCUUCGGGCCGCUGAUCCAAGCCAUCGAGGACGAAGUCGACGAGAUCGAUGAAAUGAUCAUGCAGAUGCACUCUUCCUCGUCAAGCAAGGAGGGCUCAUCUAAUGAUAGCGUGCUUCCAUCCUUCGCCCCAGGCGAAAUGCUUCGCCGAGUAGGAGAAUGUCGCAAAAAGGUCAUGGGAUUGUAUCGACUGCUUAGCAACAAAGCAGAUGUAGUCAAAGGCUUUGCCAAGCGUUGCAAUGAACAGUGGGAGGUGGCACCAAAGUCCGAGAUUGGUCUCUACUUGGGUGACAUCCAAGAUCACAUUAUGACCAUGACAGGCAACUUGACGCACUACGAAACAAUCCUCUCCCGUGCGCAUUCCAACUAUCUCGCACAGAUCAAUAUUCUCAUGAAUGAGCGACAGGAGCACACUGCCGACGUGUUAGGCAAGCUGACUGUCCUCGGUACAAUCGUGCUUCCGAUGAACAUCAUCUGCGGCAUGUGGGGAAUGAACGUCAAGGUACCUGGUCAGGACAUUGACAGCCUGACUUGGUUCUGGUGUAUUACUGCCGGACUAAUCGUAUUUGCGCUGGUCUCGGUCAUAAUUGCCAAGCGAGUCUACAAAAUUGUGUAG
This is a messenger RNA of Penicillium salamii, 2817 nucleotides long. The record is from the annotation of a GenBank genome assembly. NCBI's taxonomy places the organism in Eukaryota, Fungi, Ascomycota, Eurotiomycetes, Eurotiales, Aspergillaceae.